UUUUUUCUUCUACUGCAGGCUUUUAAGGACUCUGGUAAGGCACCUGCUGACACUGAGGUUGCCAUCCAUCGCAUCCGCAUCACCCUCACCAGCCGCAACGUCAAAUCCCUGGAGAAAGUCUGUGCAGAUUUGAUCCGUGGUGCCAAGGACAAGAACCUGAAGGUUAAGGGACCAGUCCGCAUGCCAACCAAGACUCUGCGCAUCACCACUAGGAAGACUCCCUGCGGUGAGGGAUCCAAAACCUGGGAUCGAUUCCAGAUGAGGAUCCAUAAGCGGCUGAUAGACCUGCACAGUCCGUCUGAAAUUGUCAAGCAGAUCACCUCCAUCAGCAUUGAACCAGGCGUAGAAGUUGAAGUUACCAUUGCAGAUGCAUAAGCAGUGCUGUUUUUUAAUAAAAAGAUAAAAGGAAA
Cyprinodon variegatus (sheepshead minnow) is the source of this 410-nucleotide messenger RNA. Its product is annotated as 40S ribosomal protein S20-like. Gene Ontology annotation, cellular component: cytosolic small ribosomal subunit; ribosome. NCBI's taxonomy places the organism in Eukaryota, Metazoa, Chordata, Actinopteri, Cyprinodontiformes, Cyprinodontidae. The record is from RefSeq and is a predicted model, not a curated record. Gene Ontology annotation, biological process: translation. Gene Ontology annotation, molecular function: structural constituent of ribosome; RNA binding. The transcript has 3 exons. The annotation marks the transcript as partial.